Molecule: messenger RNA, 546 nt
Organism: Ordospora pajunii
Lineage: Eukaryota; Fungi; Microsporidia; Ordosporidae
Exons: 1
Coding region: 1-546 (181 amino acids)
Source: RefSeq, a predicted model, not a curated record
AUGAAGAGCAGUAGCUUUGAAAGGCGGCUGUUUGAGAGGUAUGGAGAUGGGCCGAUACCGAGAGAGGAUGUUGGAAUGGUUCUUGACGAGGCGGUUGGAAGCAAGAUGAUAGAGAGAAGCGAGAUCAAAGAUUACAAGAGCAAGGAGUAUGGGGUUACAGAGCUAUUAGGGAUGAUAAGGGGAUGGAGGACCGACUUUUUGAAGGAGUCGUUCAGCUUGAAUGAUAUUUCAUGCCAGGACGAAAGCUGUAGCUUGGAGAGAAUUGGAGUUGGCGACGACGGAGUGAGAAGCAGUGGCGCUGAUGUGAGAGGAGAGUCGUUUUUGAUGAGGGAUGAGGAGUUUCUGUCGUCUUUGAGGGACAAGACACGAAUGAUCACGUCUAGAGGAGGGUUUAGUGGAAAGAAGAUGGCAAAAAGUGUUCUGAAAGCAUGGGAGGAGUAUGAAAGACGAUGUGUUAGGGUGCGUGGAAGAAGAUAUUGGUGUUUGUGUGUAUUAGUUGUGAUUCCAUUGUAUUGCUAUUGCCUGUAUGUGCCAAGGCCAUUUUAG